Schistosoma turkestanicum is the source of this 739-nucleotide messenger RNA. Lineage: Eukaryota; Metazoa; Platyhelminthes; Trematoda; Strigeidida; Schistosomatidae. The record is from the annotation of a GenBank genome assembly.
CUUAAAUUUUGGUUUGAGUCAUUUAAUAAUAUCAAACCAAUAAAAUGGAGAUUUUACUUGUUCAAACAGGAGGUACAAUUGAUAAGUGUUAUCCUAAAAAUAUUGGUGGCUAUGCCUUUGAAUUUGGUAAUAGUUAUGCUAUGGAAAUUUGUAACCAAUACAUAUUGGCAAAUAACUUAAAAAUUCAGCUAAUCAAACCGUUUUUAAAGGACAGUUUAGAAAUUUUAGAUGAGGACAGAUAUGAACUUGCAAAUUUACUGAUUAAUACUCAGCUUGAGAAGAUACUUAUCACUCAUGGAACGGACACAAUGAUUGAAACUGGUCAGUAUUUAAUUAAUUAUAAAGAUCAGCUUCAAAACAAAUGUAUUGUGAUAACAGGUGCUUUUCGACCUGGUGUAUUCAAAAAUACAGAUGCAGACUUCAAUGUGGCAUUUGCGAUUGGUGGGCUAAUGAUGUCAAAGAAACCAGGUAUUUUCAUUGCAAUGCAUGGUCAAUUCUACCCACCAAAUGAAGUUGCUCGCGAUGAAGUGACAGGAAAUUUCAUUCGAAUCGGAAAUAGCAAGUGAAGGAGAGUUGAAAGCAUAAACUAGUAUAUAAUUGCCAUAUUAUGUCUAAAUGUUUACAUAUAAAAUCAGUUAAUUUUAUAUUGCUACUGUUUUCAUAUACAGUAGUGUAGACUGAUUAUGGACGGGAAACAAAUAAUGCAAAAGUUUGGGAAAUCUAAGAAAUAUUCAACGAG